GUUUUGUUAGAUAUGUUUGUCAUAUUAUUAAACCAGUCUCUGGUCUUAUGCCAGUUUAUUUGGUUACGUGAAAUUAGGUGAACUUUGUUGAAAGGAACCUUUGUCAUAAUUUGCACCUUACUGAUUCUUGAGUAAACUAUGGCACUGUUAAAGUAAUGAACGGAUAUACACUGUUGGCAGCAUAAAUGCUCAGAUCCCAUGAUAUAAAUGCUAUUUGAAUCAUAAACCUUUAACUGCCUGAUGAAACCAAGUGUGUUAAAAUUUAAGAUUGUCUAUGAGAAUGGAUCAUAUUAUAUUUACCUUCAAUGAAAGAAAUUCAAUGACACCGUUUGAAGGUGGAGAAGUUGUGUUGACAUCCCAUCGCUUACUUUGGGGUCGACCAGGUGACAUUCCAAGAGGACUCACAUGCCUUUCUUUACCUCUUCGUUAUGUUGUGUUUGUAGAAGAAGAAAUAGGAAGCAGUUCAUUUGGUUUUAGUCGAAGCAAGAAAAUUGUACUUCAUCUUUCAGAAGCAUUACUAGGCAAAAUUCCUGGGCCUGUAAACAGGAGUAGUCACAAUUAUUUGAAGCUUUCUUUUAAGGAGGGACUACAGAAUAAUUUUCUACAGAUAAUUAAUGAAACAAUUCAGAACAAGAAAUGGGAGAGCUUCUCAACUUCAGCACGUCCAUCACAGCCACCAAGUAUGAAAUUACGAACUGGUAUAGUUGGCAUUGAACGAGGGAUUCAGGAGAAGCAGAAGGCAACAGACGAAAGUAUAUCAAGAGCUUUCCAAGAUCUUAGUAAACUUAUGGAUAUGGCCAAAGAUAUGGUCCACCUUUCCAAGAAUAUUUCACAGAAGAUUAGAGAAAGGCAAGGUGAUAUAACAGAGGACGAGACAGUGAGAUUCAAGUCCUAUUUAUUGAGUCUUGGAAUUGAUGAUCCAGUAACAAGGAACGACUUUCGCAGUGAGAGCCAGUAUUACAAAGAACUUGCAAGACAGCUGGCUGAUAUGUUACAACAGCCAAUUAUGGAAGUUGGAGGCAUGAUGGCACUGACUGAUGUUUAUUGCCGAGUGAAUCGUGCUCGGGGUUUGGAACUGUUGUCUCCUGAAGAUCUUAUUAAGGCUUGUCACAUGCUGGAACAGUUGAACCUUCCCAUUAGACUGCGACGGUUUGAUAGUGGCGUCAAUGUCUUGCAGCUUCAGAGUCACAGUGAUGCAAAUGUUGUCAAGAACACAGCUCUUGCAUUGGAAGAACAAGGCUCCCUCACUGCAGAAGAACUGGCUCAGACACUUGGGAUGUCUGUUUUAUUAGCAAGGGAGCGUUUGAUGACAACAGAGAAACAUGGACAAGCUUGCAGAGAUGAAAGUAUUGAAGGCCUUAGAUUCUAUCCAAAUAAAUUUCUUCAGAGAGAAGACUAACAGUCUGCUUGUGGUGGCACAUUCAUAAUCAUUGUGUACUUAUAGGGUUUUUCCAAAAUAAUGCUCUGUAUGUGGGAGGUUAUGCUGUCUGUACUGAAUUUUGAUAUAGAUUUAAGUACAAGGGAGCUCCUAAUGUGUCCAAAAUCAACAGAUUAGUAACAAAUUUGAAAUAAAUGGGAUCAUGAAUGACAAUAGAAAAGUAUUGUUAAAAUAAGAUGGAACAUAGAAAAAUAUUUACAGUAGUAUUGACACAAAUUCACAGAAAAUCUGUGAGGUGUAACAUUUUGGCUUAUGAGAACAAUCAGCAUACAGGAUUGCUCGAAGAAAUGUGAAAUUGUCUCCAUACAAAAUUCAGAAUAUAGCAGUCUGUUAGUAAGGGCAGUAAUACAAAAGUUUGAUUUUUAUGGUCAUUUUAACACUUUCUGGAGCAAAAACCUGCAGUCCUACAAAGCUUAUGAUUUAGAGAUGAGGUGUUUUCAUCUGAAUGGCUAUGUUAAUAAGUAGAAUAUGUGUGCCACAGAAAAUCCAUAUACAGUAAUGGAUACACCAUUUACUUCAAGAUACUGUGAAUGCUGACAGUUACCUCCAUAUCUUCAAAUAACAGUUUCUCCUUCUGCAAGGAUACUGUUCUUCAGCAGGACAAGGGUCAGUGCAAAUAGAAAAUGCAGUGCUGGUUUUUCUCAGUAAGCAGAACUUAAUUGAUUUCUUGCAUAUUUCAGUUAUGGCUGUUCCUGGUCAACAUACCCUG
Messenger RNA from Cryptotermes secundus, 2147 nucleotides. RefSeq names its product vacuolar protein-sorting-associated protein 36 (gene Vps36). Gene Ontology annotation, biological process: protein transport to vacuole involved in ubiquitin-dependent protein catabolic process via the multivesicular body sorting pathway. The coding region runs from base 275 to 1399 and encodes 374 amino acids. Gene Ontology annotation, molecular function: ubiquitin binding; phosphatidylinositol-3-phosphate binding. Lineage: Eukaryota; Metazoa; Arthropoda; Insecta; Blattodea; Kalotermitidae. Gene Ontology annotation, cellular component: late endosome membrane; ESCRT II complex. The transcript has 7 exons. The record is from RefSeq and is a predicted model, not a curated record.